Molecule: messenger RNA, 1553 nt
Organism: Mugil cephalus (flathead mullet)
Lineage: Eukaryota; Metazoa; Chordata; Actinopteri; Mugiliformes; Mugilidae
Gene: pxmp4
Product: peroxisomal membrane protein 4
Exons: 4
Coding region: 244-888 (214 amino acids)
Cellular component (GO): peroxisomal membrane
Source: RefSeq, a predicted model, not a curated record
AAUGCGGUCAUGUCUAUAUUAAAGUCUGGUAUGUGGUAACACAGCUAAUGCUACUGCAGUUACGUUGUACUAUCAGAUUUACUUCAGGUAGAUUUUCAGUUGAAUUACAUAUUACAAAUAUUUAUAAAGUACAAGGUAGGAACCCGUUGCGGCCGUAGCACCUCGGCGGAUAUUCAAUGUGACACCACAUUUUGUAUUGCGUGUCCGACCUGUAUUUGGGUCCUACCGGUUGCGCUGAAAGUCAUGGCAGCUCCAGACCUGGUGAACACCCUCCUGUAUACUGUCAAUACUCUUCUACAGCAGGAGAAGUAUAAAGCAGCGUUAGCAGUUUUGAAAGGCUUCAGGAACGGCGCCGUGUAUGGGGCAAAGAUCAGAGCCCCGCACGCCCUGGUAAUGACAUUUCUGUUUAGAAGUGGCAGCUUGAAGGACAAACUCAAAGCCAUUUUGAAGGCCACAUAUACCCACUCCAGAAACCUGGCGUGCUUUGUGUUCACUUACAAAGGAAUGCAAGCCUUGCAGGAAAAGAUCCAAGGAAAGAGUUUACAGUCUCACUCGUUUCUGGCGGCCUGUGUUGGAGGAUGGUUGGUGUUUGGAGACAACAACAACAUCAAUAGCCAGAUCAACAUGUAUUUGCUGUCCAGGAUCCUGUUUGCGUUGUCUCGACUGGCCGUAGAGAAAGGAUUCAUCCCGAAGCCCAAACAGGACCCCUUCCCGCUCUUUGCCACGCUGGUUUGGGGCAUCGUCCUGUGGCUGUUUGAGUAUCACCCGCACACUCUUCAGCCCUCGCUACAGUCCUCGAUGAACUACCUUUAUCACGACAGCAAUGUGUGGCACGACAUCUCAGACUUCCUUAUUUAUAAUAAACCAAGGACUGCGUCUCAGAGAUGAGUCUUUUUUUUUAAUCUGUAUUCAUAAGCUAUCUGUAAUUCAUAAUUGUUGCCUUGUAACUUUUAUAAUCAGUACUCCGAGUAUAAAUUAUUGUUGCCUUUUUAAAUUUAUCAUGAGAUCUUUUGUUUCACGGUUUCAUAAUUUUGUUUGUCUGUGAACUUGCACCACGUUUCCAGCUAGACAACUGAAGCGGGACGUUUGCACACACCUUUAUAUGCGCACAUCGAACUGAUAUCAUUUCUCUCCCGAUCAUGUUUAGUUUGAGAGUCCAAUUUGUUUGGUUUUAAUUUCCUUUAUUUUGUCACUAAAUACAGACGAGGUAUGUUUGAUGCAAAACAGGCUGAAUUGCUGUCAAUCUGUUGUUAAACUGAAGCUACACCGAGACACUAAAAUGUCAGUAAUACAGAUGAUGUAAUCAACUAAUGUUUUAAAAAAAUAAAUAGAAAAUUUCCUGCAUUCUUUAAUAUAUAUUUAAUAAAUGUGAACAUGGGAGCUGUUGUUUAGUUAAUAGUAAUGUAGCACUGAGUGAGUGGAGUGGACCAGCGUAAUUUGAUCUCAACUAAUUAAGCACAAUAACUCAUAAUUUGUGGGUUACGUAAGGAUUGCACAUGAAUCGCAAAGACGAUUCAUUCCUCUCAGCAGGAAAUAAAAGAACAAAUACUUGA